AUGCUUUAUCUCAUAUUAAUGUCACUGUUUCUUAAUGUCCUUGGGGAACACGACCCAAGACGAGUAUUAAUGGUAUACAGUGGAGGAACCAUUGGAAUGAAAAAAGGUGAUAAAGGGUGGGAACCCCAGGCCGGAUACCUUGAGUCUUUGAUGCAACAAAUGCCCCAGUUCCAGAGUGAAACCCUUCCUUAUUAUGACAUCAUUGAGUUAAAUCCACUUCUCGACUCCUCUGCUAUGACCCCGAAAGACUGGGUUCGAAUGGCUGUAGUAGUCAAUGAGAAUUACGACAAGUAUGAUGGAUUCAUUGUAUUACAUGGCACCGACACAUUAGCGUACACUGCAAGUGUCUUAGGGUUCUUCUUUGAGAAUUUGAAUAAGACGAUUGUUGUGACUGGAGCACAAACUCCAUUGUGUGAGCCGUACUCCGACGCGACAAACAACUUAAUAUCAGCACUGAAAACUGCAGGAGACUUAGAAAUUCCGGAGGUCGUUGUGACAUUUGGCGGCCACUUGUAUCGAGGAAAUCGCGUACAAAAGUUGCGAGCAAAUAGUUAUGAAGGGUUUGAUAGUGCGAAUUACCCUGUUCUUGGGAUGUUUGGCGCAGAGACUAUCAUCGACUGGCCACAUAUCAGGGGUAACCCGAUGGACCCCAUGAGAUUUAUACCAACAGUCACUGAUGGGAUAAUUGUGAUCUAUUUACACCCAGGAAUCACUUCAACAUACAUUAGUGCUGUAUUAAAUAACAACGUCAGAGGAGUCAUAUUAGCUGCAUUUGGUGCGGGCAAUGGGCCGGACAAAGAAGAGUUCUUAAAACCAAUGAGAGAAGCAAUUAACAGAGGUGUUGUGAUCGUCGAUGUCACUCAAUGCCAUAUGGGAAGAGUAGACUUGGACGAUUAUGCGGCGGCAAAUGGAUAUAAGUCAAUUGGUAUUAUAGGAGGGGGUGAUAUGACUAUUGAAGCCGCUUUUACUAAAUUGACGUGGUUACUCGCUCAAGGGUUGUCUCCAGAAAAUGUCCGAGUGAUGAUGAAACAGAAUUUGAGAGGUGAAUUGACUAUUGUCUAG
Messenger RNA from Entamoeba invadens IP1, 1062 nucleotides. RefSeq names its product L-asparaginase, putative. NCBI's taxonomy places the organism in Eukaryota, Evosea, Mastigamoebida, Endamoebidae. Gene Ontology annotation, molecular function: asparaginase activity. The record is from RefSeq and is a predicted model, not a curated record. The transcript has a single exon. Bases 1 to 1062 code for a protein of 353 amino acids. Gene Ontology annotation, biological process: amino acid metabolic process.